Messenger RNA from Galeopterus variegatus (Sunda flying lemur), 1578 nucleotides. RefSeq names its product glycoprotein 2 (zymogen granule membrane) (gene GP2). Gene Ontology annotation, cellular component: apical plasma membrane; cell surface. Gene Ontology annotation, biological process: neutrophil migration. The record is from RefSeq and is a predicted model, not a curated record. The transcript is spliced from 10 exons. Lineage: Eukaryota; Metazoa; Chordata; Mammalia; Dermoptera; Cynocephalidae. Bases 1 to 1578 code for a protein of 525 amino acids.
AUGGCGGGCUCUGACCUCCUGUGGCUGGCCUUGGCCUCCUGCAUUCUGACCCUGGCAUCUGCGGAGCAGCAAGGUUACCCUACUGAACCCAGUUCCUAUGGGCUGGACUUGGAGUGCGAAGCCAUUGGCACCUCGGAGUCCCAACUCUGUUUUGACCCCUGCCAGAAUUACACCAGCCUGGAUGAACCCUUCCGAAGCACAGAGAACUCAGAAGACAACCAGGGGUGUGACGAGGACUUGCACGGCUGGUACCGCUUUGAGGGUGAAGGAGGAGUGAGGUUGUCGGAGACCUGUGUCCCAACGUACCGGUGCCAGGCGGCUGCUCCCCUGUGGCUGAAUGGGACCCACCCCACCCUCGGAGAUGGCAUUGUCAGCCGCACUGCUUGUGCCCACUGGAGUGGCAACUGCUGUCUCUGGAAGACCGAGGUGCUGGUGAAGGCCUGCUCGGGUGGGUACCAUGUGUACUGGUUGGAUGGCACCCCCAGCUGUGAUCUGAGAUACUGUACAGACCCCUCCACUGUGGAGGACAAAUGUGAGGAGGCUUGCCGCCCUGAGGAGGAGUGCCUCGCUGUCGACGGCAUCUGGGGCUGUUUCUGCAAACAGGACCUCAAUGGCUCUGAUGUCUACAGUCUACAGCCUCAGCUGGAAUGUGGGCCCACGGAGAUGAAGGUGAAGGUGGACAAGUGUUUGCUGGGAGGCCUGGGUUUGGGGGAGGAUCCCAUUGCCUAUCUGCGGGACUGGAACUGCAGCACCAUCAUGCAAGAAGAGGAGAGCAACUGGAUUUCUGUGACCAGCCCCGUCCAGGCUAGUGCCUGCGGGACCACUCUGGAAAGAAAUCAAACCCAUGCCAUCUAUAAAAACACCCUCUUCUUGGCCAAUGAUUUCAUCAUCAGAGACAUCCUCCUCAGCAUCGACUUCCAAUGUGCCUACCCACUGGACAUGAAAGUCAGCCUCCAAACUGCCCUGCAGCCCAUCGUAAGUUCCCUGAACAUCAGUGUGGGUGGGGAGGGAGAGUUCACUGUCAGCAUGGCUCUCUUCGAAGACGAGAACUACACGUAUCCUUACGAAGGGGCUAUGGCUGUGCUGUCAGUUGAAUCCAUGCUCUAUGUGGGCGCCAUCCUGGAGAAGGGGGACACCUCCCGGUUUAACCUGUUGCUGAGGAACUGCUAUGCCACCCCCACUGAAGACAAGGCUGACCCUGUGAAGUAUUUCAUCAUCAGAAACAGCUGCCCAAAUCAACAUGAUUCCACUAUCAACGUGGAGGAGAAUGGGGUGUCCUCAGAAAGCCGGUUCUCAGUACAGAUGUUCAUGUUUGCUGGAAAUUAUGACCUAGUUUUCCUGCAUUGUGAGAUUCAUCUCUGUGAUUCCCUCAAUGAACAGUGCCUGCCGUCUUGCUCAGGAAGUCAAGUCCGCAGUGAAGUACUGGCCAUCAACCUAGCCCAGGUUCUAGAUCUGGGACCCAUUACUCGGAGAGGUGCCCAGUCUCUUGAUGUCAUGAAUGGAACCCCCAGCACUGCAGGGUUCCUGGUGGCCUGGCCCAUGCUCCUUCUGCCUGUCCUCCUGGCCUGGCUGUUCUGA